Messenger RNA from Medicago truncatula (barrel medic), 1808 nucleotides. RefSeq names its product nudC domain-containing protein 2. Lineage: Eukaryota; Viridiplantae; Streptophyta; Magnoliopsida; Fabales; Fabaceae. Gene Ontology annotation, molecular function: acyltransferase activity, transferring groups other than amino-acyl groups. The coding region runs from base 878 to 1414 and encodes 178 amino acids. The record is from RefSeq and is a predicted model, not a curated record. Gene Ontology annotation, cellular component: cytoplasm. The transcript has 2 exons. Gene Ontology annotation, biological process: protein folding.
UUCAAUGUAAUAUUUUUUGUGUGAUGGGAUUCAGAAGUUGAUCAAUUUGCAUUUUAUGAUGUCUUUAGUAUAUGCUUCUCAACAUCCGUUGUCUGAAACUUGAUUCUGAUACUCUUUUGUUUAACUUCAACCCUGUUCGUUAGGGAUGAUAUCCAUAUUUUAUACCCCUUUUUUUUCAACAAACUUGAUCAAGACACGAGGAAACAAAGUUUCUUUUAUUGUGAUAUUGAAUUGUACUUUAUAUUUUAAACCGUCAAGGCUGUUACAAAUGAAUUCACUGUUUUUUUUAAUUGUUGAUAUUAUUAGCUUUUACUUAAAAUUUGUAUAAUAUUGAGAUGAGAAAGGGAUCUGAUAAUUCAAUGGACUUGGUCAUGAUAUGAAGGGGUGUGUCUGAAUUUGGUUGAAUUUAGUUCCUUGCUGAUAAUUUAAGUUCCUCUAUAGUAUAUAAUAACUGGGUUGGUUGUAUACAAUGGCCUUAGUAAUAGUUUAACAUAAUCAUAUGUAAAUUAUUAAAUGAUUUAUUCGACAUAAACUAUAUCUUAAAAAAAAAAAGACAAACUAUAUUUGUGGUCCAUAUAUAAUCAAGAUAAGGAUAUCAUACACUAAUAAUCAAUUAUAUGGUGAGGUGACAGGCAAGGCAACAUGGGCGCAGUGAGCCAAUACAAAAUACUGUCCAACUAACCCAAUUAUAUUAUGUACAAGAUUCCGCCUAUUGUUUUCUUUUAUUGUUUGUCCUGUACUCCAUUUUAUUAAUACAUUAUUUUAAUAAAUAUGGUAGUUCCAGUAAAAAAAACGAAUAAAUAAAGUAGUUCUCUCUUCUAAACAGAGUAGAAAGAAAUACAUGAUUGGUUGAUUGGAUUCAUUCAGUAUACUAGCUAUGGCGAUGAACUUGUCAAGAAUCACCCUGCGGCCAUUCGAAUUGAGUGACGUGGACGAUUUCAUGUUAGUAGUAGGUGAUGAUAGAGUGACAAACUAUACUAGACGGAAAAGUUUUGUUUCAAGAGAACAAGCUUUGUGUUACAUUCAAGAUGUGUGCAUUCCUCACCCUUGGACUCGAUCCAUAUGCAUUGACAAUCAAACUAUCGGAUUCAUAUCAAUUUCUCCAGCUGGAUCUGGUGAUGAUGAUGAUAGGUGCAGGGCUGAGAUUGGCUAUGCUUUAGCUGCUAACUAUUGGGGUCAAGGUAUAUGCACCCAAGCAGUGAAAGUUGCUGUAUCACAAGUUUUCAAGGAUAUCCCUGAUUUGGUUAGGAUACAAGCUUUUGUUUCUAUGGAGAAUCAAGCUUCUCAGAGGGUCUUGGAAAAGGUUGGGUUCCUUAGGGAGGGUAUACUCAGAAAGUAUUCAUAUGUCAAAGGGAUAGUUAAGGAUGUAGCUAUGUUUAGCCUUUUGUCAGAGGACACUCAUUCUCUACAGUAACCAUAGAACCCGGGUUUUGAUUUUUCACAAGCUCAAUUUAGUGGAAACUGUCCUGAUCCGAGGACCUUCAUGGGUGGAAUUCGAUCAGAUUGAUCUCUGCCCCAAGAGUUUGUAUUUGCCUGCUGUAAGAUGAUAAUCAGAGUAAUAAGCUGUGUAAUCCCUUUGAUAUCUUCCUUGUUUGAUGCCAUUUAAUUAAAUUAAAAAGCAAUCUUAACACACACUAAUAACAACAGACUUUUGGCAUCCUCUGGUAUGUUAAUCUUUCGAUUGCCCUUGUUAGCAUUUAAAGUUAGAUAUGUAUAUAAAAAAGGCAUUUUAGUGAGAUGUCAUUAUUCUAGACUGAGGUAUUACCUAUUUUGAUUUGAAGUCUUAUGGAUCACUUAGCCAGAUAAAA